Lacerta agilis (Sand lizard) is the source of this 1714-nucleotide messenger RNA. RefSeq names its product caspase 9 (gene CASP9). The record is from RefSeq and is a predicted model, not a curated record. Gene Ontology annotation, biological process: apoptotic process; proteolysis; intrinsic apoptotic signaling pathway in response to DNA damage. The transcript has 8 exons. The coding region runs from base 83 to 982 and encodes 299 amino acids. Lineage: Eukaryota; Metazoa; Chordata; Lepidosauria; Squamata; Lacertidae. Gene Ontology annotation, cellular component: cytoplasm.
GAGUGCAUGCAUACACAUCCCAAAUCUUGGCAUCACAUGAAACUUGUGCAGAAACACAGCAGAUCCUAUCCUUGCAGGUAUUAUGACUUCUGGAAAUUUGCCGUUUCCUGUUCAAGAACUAAAUGAGAGACGCCAGAAACCGUCCCAUGACAUCACGGCCACUCGGGGCUCUGUAGAAGAAAAUACCAGAAGGAACUCUGAAACGGUUUACGUCCUGAGAACGGACCCCUGCGGCUACUGCCUUAUCAUCAACAAUGUGAACUUCAACAGCGCCUCUGGCUUAUCCCCCCGGGCUGGAUCCAAUGUGGACUGUGAUAAGCUGGAGAAACGCUUCAGAUCCUUACGCUUUGAGGUCUUGACCCGACGGGAUCUUAAAGCUCAGGAGAUUGUCGCGGAGCUGCAGGGCCUGGCCACGCGAGAUCACAGCUCUCUCGAUUGUUGCCUGGUCAUCCUCCUUUCCCACGGCUGUCAGGCAAGCCACAUUCAGUUUCCCGGUGGAAUCUAUGGCACAGAUGGGCGGUCCAUCGCUGUGGAAAAGAUUGUCAGCUACUUCAAUGGGACCCAUUGCCCCAGCCUGAGGGGGAAACCCAAGCUCUUCUUCAUUCAAGCUUGUGGAGGAGAGAAGAAGGACCGAGGGUUUGAAGUAGAUUCUGACCCUUCUGCUGUCGAGUCGGAUGCAUCUCCCAUCCAGGUGCCUGCAGGAGACACUGAUCAGACGGAUGCUGUUGCAAGUUUGCCUACCCCUAGUGACAUCCUGGUGUCUUACUCUACUUUUCCAGGUUUUGUGUCCUGGAGGAAUAAGCGCACAGGCUCCUGGUAUGUCGAAACCCUGGACCACGUGUUGGAACAGUAUGCCCAUUCCGAAGACCUGCUCAACAUGCUUCUGAGGGUAGCAAAUGCCGUUUCUGCAAAAGGGGAAUAUAAGCAGAUGCCUGGCUGUUUUAACUUCCUCCGGAAGCGAUUCUUCUUCACGGCCAAAUGAAGAAUCCUCGGCGAAGAUUUGCCUUUAACAAACCCAAGGGAAGAUACCAGCCCCCUCGCUGAAGAUGUCAAGCAGCCAGAUGCUGCUUGAAGCAGCUGUCUUGUGGCUGGGAAAGGGAGCUUGUGUCCCUCCAGAUGUUGUUGGACUACAAUUCCCAUCAUGCCCAGCCAGCAUGGCCAAUGGUCUGGGAUACUCAGAAUUGCAGUCCCAACAACAUCUAGAGAGCUGCGGUAUCCCCAGAUCUUACGAAUUUGUUUCCUUCUUUCUUGAAGCCACCAGGAGAGCAAAUUUCAUCACUCUACAAAGAUUCCUCUCUUCUCUUUCUGGUUUCCGAAUCGCCCAUCGAUCCCCGGAGGAAAUGGCUAGGGAAACCAGUUUGCAUCAAAUGCCUUCCUCUUUCCACCGUGUCCUCCAGCAAUUUAAGACCCCCCUCUCUUACUUUUUUAUGUGUCUGUAUUGAGGGCAUUCCAAAUUACUUCUUCCAAUUGCCCUUCUUCCUUUGCAAAAGUGCUUGAGGGAAAGCCGCAGCUGUUAAGCUAGUUCAUGUUGGUGGUGUAAACAGGCCGCAGAUGAAUAAUAGAGGGUUGUCCCCAAAGUUAGCCCUACUCAGAGUGUACCCAUUGAAAUGCAUGGAAAUGACUCACUUAGAUCCAUUGUUUUCAGCAUAUCUACUCUGUGUAGGACUUGUUCAGCUACAUCCCAAUAAUUUAAAAAAAGCACUUCGUUGGGGGA